Messenger RNA from Lactuca virosa, 1111 nucleotides. NCBI's taxonomy places the organism in Eukaryota, Viridiplantae, Streptophyta, Magnoliopsida, Asterales, Asteraceae. The record is from the annotation of a GenBank genome assembly.
CACACAACACAGCACAAUUCUUCUAGAGAGAGAAAGAGGUUCCUCUAUUUGACUCGUACCCCCUUUUAAGUUUCCAACUCAUUGCUUAGCUUUCAACUCCCACCCAAAAUCAUCCAAACCUGAAACCCUUCUCCUUUACCUACCUGAAAUAGUGAAAUCUCACGAUUGACGAACAAUCGGCAACCAAAAUGAUGGGGUUUUUGAAAGAUGAGAAGAGUAAAAGAGUAUUGAGAGGAAUCAGAACGGUGUUCUUCUUGAUAACCAUGAUUAUAUCUUUCCUCAUCUUCUCUGCGCCGAUACUUGUUGCCGUCGCCGACGUUCUCCUCCCAACUGCUCUGUUCUCAGCUUCACUUUCAUCUCCGUCAAACGAUCCUUCCUUCCUCCAAACGCUAUCAUCUCAUUUGAGCAAUUACGAUUUUCGUUACUCGCUUAUCGAUAUCCCUCUCAUCUCGAUAAUCAGAUCCGGAAUCAUUUUAUGUGUAUACGGAUUGCGUCGUACGUGUUCGGCGGCGGAAGUGGUGGUUGUGGAGCGACGGAGGUGGCGUUGUUUGUUUGUUCGCCGGCGUUGGCGAUUGGUCACAUCGUGGUGGCAUAUCGGACUAGUUGUAGAGAGCGACGGAAGCUUCUUGUUUACAAAAUUGAUAUCGAAGCUGUAUCAACAUUCACAUUCAAGAAUGGGUUUCAAAGGUACUCCAAGAUUCUUCACGAUGCAAGAGUCAAAGUCAAACUUCAAAACUAAAACGAAAACCACAACAACACUACGCAUCAUCAACUUGUACCACAUGCAUCAUCAACUUGUACUAUGGUUACGCCAGUUUUGCAGAUACAAGUUACAGAUACUCCUAAGGAGGAAUGUAGCUUGAUGAGAGAGAUAUUUGAGAUUGAUUUUCGGAAUGUAUGUAAAGAUUGUGAGGUUAUUGGGAAUUUUUUUUAUUAUAGAAGGAAUCGGGGGUACAAGUAUCGGGUUUGAUCAGUCUCCCAUAAAAAAAAACAUGUAUAUAAUUUGUUUCAUGUUUGUAAUUGGAUUAGUAGUGGUGGACUGGUGGUGUGGUUCUUAUUGGGUGGUUUUAAAAUCUUGUUUUCGUAUAAAUUAGUUGGUUGUGGGCGUGUA